Molecule: messenger RNA, 3018 nt
Organism: Delphinapterus leucas (beluga whale)
Lineage: Eukaryota; Metazoa; Chordata; Mammalia; Artiodactyla; Monodontidae
Gene: RAB23
Product: RAB23, member RAS oncogene family
Molecular function (GO): GTP binding; GTPase activity
Source: RefSeq, a predicted model, not a curated record
CGCAGCAGAGGGUAGGCGAGUCUCCCGCGCCCUACCUUCCGCGGCGGGGCCGCAGCGAUCUGCUAGUUCCGAGUUCUUCUGCCAAUAAAGUUCCUGAAAAAAGUCACAGUCAUUCUUAAAAGAGCAAAAGAGGGCGCGAGCCGGCCGGAGGCCCUGUCGGAGGGCUGGCGCACCGGGCGGCGGAGACGGCGGUUACACCGCGACCUGGACGAGCGGUCGCGCCGGGCGGCGGGCGGCGGGCGGCGCGGGGACGGUUUUAUGUCAUGAAAAAAUAACUUCAUUUUAAACCAAAGAUUUGAGAGAGAAGAUCGGAUCACCUGGAAUUAAAUUUGGCACAGAAACCUUUUCAACUCCAAAAAUGUUGGAGGAAGAUAUGGAAGUGGCCAUAAAGAUGGUGGUUGUAGGGAAUGGCGCAGUUGGAAAAUCAAGUAUGAUUCAGCGGUAUUGCAAAGGCAUUUUUACAAAAGACUACAAGAAAACCAUUGGAGUUGAUUUUUUGGAGCGACAGAUACAAGUUAAUGAUGAAGACGUCAGGCUCAUGUUAUGGGAUACCGCAGGUCAAGAGGAGUUUGAUGCAAUAACAAAGGCCUACUAUCGAGGAGCCCAGGCUUGUGUGCUUGUAUUUUCCACCACAGACAGGGAAUCUUUUGAAGCGAUUUCCAGUUGGAGAGAGAAGGUGGUGGCUGAAGUUGGAGAUAUACCAACUGUACUUGUACAAAACAAGAUCGAUCUCCUUGAUGACUCUUGUAUAAAGAAUGAGGAAGCUGAGGCACUGGCAAAAAAGUUGAAGCUGAGAUUCUACAGGACUUCAGUGAAGGAGGAUCUGAACGUGACGGAAGUUUUUAAAUAUUUGGCUGAAAAAUAUCUUCAAAAGCUUAAACAACAAAUAGCUGAGGAUCCUGAAUCAAUGCCUUCAAGUAGUAACAAAAUUGGUGUCUUUAGCACGUCUGCUGGGAGUCACUUGGGUCAGAAUUCAAGUACCCUUAAUGGUGGAGAUGUCAUCAACCUCAGGCCCAACAGACAGAGGACCAAGAAAAACCGAAAUCCUUUUAGCAGCUGUAGCAUACCCUAAAAUGCUUCAGGGAGGAAGAAGUGAAUUGUAUUGUGCAGUAAGAUACAUCCAGCUGUCACGGUAUGUUAACACAAUUUUUUCGCAGACUUUGCACCUAAUGGCUCUCUGAAAGCUGACAGACUUAAACAGAUAGCACUGCUCUGCAGUGCUUUUCAGAAUGGAGCAAGAUCUCUGGUGGAAAAAUUACUGCCCUCUGGACUUAUUUUAAUUUUUUUACAUUAGACGAAGCUUCUCCUGUUUUUGAAGGAAUGCUAUAAGAAACAUCAAAAACAGGUUUUGCUGAAUUUGAAAUGCUGGAAAACAUAAAUGAAAUGCCUAAAUAUACUGGUACAGAUUUUAAUAUUAUGGAUCAAGGAAAGAUAGCAACCGUUCUUUCUCUGAAAUUGGUCAUCUAGCUUUUCUAGGAAGUAGUAUUGAAUCUGAAUACUGAAAAGAAUAAUAUUGAAAGGCGAACCCUAAUCUUGCCAGACUGCAUUAGUGUGUACUUCGGCAAUGCUACUUGUGCAAUAUCUGUAGAUGUGGAAUGUGGAGGUACGUGCACACGCAAAUCCCUGGUUCUGGAGUAAACAGAAGGUGUGUGCAGUGUUUAAGGAAACAUAGACUCUAACUCAUUCAUUCAUGAAACCAUUUACACAUUUAUGUGUAUGUUAUAAGUUUCUAUUUUCAAAUGAGAAAUUCUAGACAUAUUUUGCAAAAUGAGCUCAGAUUUUAAAAGUGCUUUUGUGCCAAAAAUACCAUACCUAAUUUUCAGUGCUUUACCAGAAUUUAUACUGUUGAUAAUCUCUUUUAAAAGCAGUUUUCCUCUCUGACAGAGUAGAUGAAAGAGUGUCUUAGUGCUAGAGCCCCUCCCAGGUGGCACUGGUUGCGUGCGGAAUCUUUUCAUGUCCCUGCACAUGCAUGGCGGGCUUGGGCUGGCGGCUGCAGGACCCCCGCCCUGUGCAGCGUGGCCGCCCUGUACCCAGUGCCUUUUGCUGUUGACAACGCAAUUCUGAACUUUUAGGAUUAUGCUAACAGUUUUUUUAAAUACGCAAGAGGUGAUCUUUUGUCUUAAACCACAUUACGGAUUUUAUAAUGCCCUGCAACUCUAAAGCAUCUUUUUGUUUACAUAUUUUUUGUAUGGUAUUUUGAGAUUAUCAUUUAAAAAUUUCUAUAAACUUCAGUUUGUAUAGCACUUUCUCAAGAGCUCUGUCAGCACCAAAUGCAAAAUAAUUUCUUUUAAUAAGUGAUUUUAACAUGUAAUCAUGUGGCAGAGCAUACAUUUUGUGACUUGGGACAGUAGCUUUCCAACUCGGAUAAUUAAUUGCAUGAACUCUGGUAAAACUGAUCAUCAUUCAUCAAUGACUUGUUUUUAACCCCUUGCAAUAUACCUGGUUUUUACAGGAUUUAAAUAUAUGUAAAAAUAACUUUUCUUGGAAAAUGUGUCACAAAGUCAUUUUUCAUUAUUUCUACUAAAUGCAUAAUGUUUUAUAUAUUCCUUUUGUAUGUUUUCUCUCUCUCAUUCUUUUUUUUUUUAAGUCUUCCGUCUGCACCACCCUCAUCCCCUGUCCAGAUUAAUGUUGAAAACAUAAUAGAAUUUUGUAGGGCAUGUCUUUAAGUGGUCAGGAGUGAAGGUUUGCUUUUCAUAAUAUUGAAAUAAUCUGGCAUUAUCUAUUUCAAAGUAAUAUGUUUAUUUUUAUGUCACCAGUUGUCACCACUCCCAUUGCUGGCAGUGGGAUAGGUGUUGGAGAAAAACUCUCUUCCUAACAAUGGGUACCCGCUAGUGAUUCCCUUUUCUACUCUCUGGAAAUACAGUCCCUUUGAUUUUUGCACAAAAUAUAUUUUGCGUCAAAUAGUCUUUAGUAGCAGAAAAACCACGUUAUAUAAAAUGUUGUAGUUCUAUUUCACAUUAAUUAAAUGUGUGUGGGUAAAAGUUUGUUAUUUUUCUACAUUAAAAAAAUCUGAUGAUG